Pieris rapae (cabbage white) is the source of this 7440-nucleotide messenger RNA. Its product is annotated as protein bric-a-brac 1. Bases 362 to 2713 code for a protein of 783 amino acids. Gene Ontology annotation, molecular function: protein binding. The transcript has 7 exons. Lineage: Eukaryota; Metazoa; Arthropoda; Insecta; Lepidoptera; Pieridae. Gene Ontology annotation, cellular component: nucleus. Gene Ontology annotation, biological process: regulation of transcription by RNA polymerase II. The record is from RefSeq and is a predicted model, not a curated record.
CACACGCCGGUGGCGGCGCCCAUGCGCUCGCCGUCGGCCCGAGACCCUCGAACCCAUAAGUGUUAUCGGUGCAUCUGAAGCGAGCUCGUCCCGUCAUAUCGACACCGUCGGAUGGAACCCGGAGUGCAGCGAUUCGCAAGGUUAGACUAAUAUUUGAAUGUGAGUGUUGUGCGCCGCCCAAGCCCCAAGCCGCCCGCCGCAACCCUUCAGCCGUACGCGCAGUCCGCACGCUUAAUUCUAGGUACGUCCGAAAAACGAGGGAAAUCACCGAUGACUCAUACGGAAAACCGUAGCGUGCGUUGAAUUUUGUUUUAUUGAUACACCAUAGUUCACGAUAUAAGCGGUGGGAGCUAGCUCAGACAUGGGAAGUGAGCACUAUUGCCUGAGGUGGAACAAUCAUCAGAGCAACCUGCUGGGAGUAUUCAGCCAGUUGUUGCAAGACGAAAGCUUAGUGGACGUCACACUCGCGUGCUCAGAGGGUGCCUCCAUACGGGCUCAUAAGGUGGUACUGUCUGCUUGUUCAUCGUAUUUCCGUUCGCUAUUCGUGGACCAUCCAUCGCGCCAUCCUAUAGUGAUUCUUAAGGACGUGGGUUUGGAGGAACUCCGAACACUCGUCGACUUCAUGUAUAAGGGCGAGGUCAACGUCCAGUAUUGCCAACUCCCUGCUCUCCUCAAAACUGCUGAGAGCCUUCAGGUAAAAGGAUUAGCUGAGAUGACUACAUUAAGUGCCGCAGGUGUGGACGCUAGGAAUGUAUCGGAACCGAUGGAGGAAACUACAGCGCAAAACACUAGCGAAUGUACCGAGUCGCAGGACAGAUUGCAUGAAAGAGAAUCUCGCGAUAAAGAUGAGAGACACGAUAUAAAAGAACCCCGAGAAAGAGAAAAAGACAUACGAGAAAGCAGAGACAUACGUGAACCCAGAGAUUUGCGGGAAUCAAGGGGGGAAAAGGAACGAGAGUCCCGCGAGUUAAUGAGAGAUAGAGAACCCCGGGAAUCAAGAGAGACCCGGGACCAUAGAGAUAUACGAGACGGAAGGGAGUCUCGGGAGUUGCGAGAGUUACGCGAUGCCAGAGAGGGACCUGAGACUUCACCUCCUAGAAUAUCUCCUCUGCUAUCUGUGCGUAGAUUUAGAACGGAAUCAUCCGUUGAAACAUUGACGCCUACGCAUCCCCCGAUACUUAAAGAUGAACCCCCUGACGAACCUAUGAGAUCGUUGUCACCAGAAGACGACUCGGUUUCAAUACGAUCAAACGGAGCAAGUGAAAGUAUUGGUAUUAACAUGACGAUAAACAGUCACAGCAGCCUGGCUUCAAGAUAUUCACCUGUUGAACAGAGAUUGAGUGUCCUUAAUACAUUGCCACAUCCAGGGUUGCCACUCCAUUCUCACACAUCCUUGCCAAGCCCAAGAAAUGAGCCCAUUGCUGGACCAUCAGGACUGCCACCUGUUCAACAAGUACCAUUAUCAUUGAAAAAAGAAAUAGAUUGGGACCGAAGUAAUGAAGACAAGGGUGGUGGAGAACCUUCAGCUUCAGAUUAUCGACUGCAGCAUGAAUCGAUGUGUUUGGACAUGUCAUGCGGCGCGCCUGGCAUCCCUAGUCCGAUCCCACCGCGAAGCCCUACCGCCAUUCCGCUGUGGUCGCCACUGCUCGCGUUACAGGCUUGCCGAAUCAGAAGGUAUCUUAGCGAUGAUUGUAUGACUUAUCAAAAUCGUCAUCUCCUACACUCUGAACGCCGGAGGUGCGGCGUUUGCCUCGCAUCCUUUCCUUCGACUUGGUUACUUGAAAGACACGCUGCACUACAACAUGCUUCGCAAACAGCCUGUGAAGAUAAGCCAUUCGUUUGUGAACAGUGCGGACAAAGUUACAGGUAUAGAUCCGCUUAUGUCAAGCAUCGUGAACAAAAUCACCGAGCGAGGCUACCGGCGGAUAAGUUAUUUACGUGUGAUGUCUGCGGCAUGCAAUUUAGAUACCUAAAAUCUUUCAAGAAACAUCGUCUCAAUCACACAUUGGAAAGGCUUCACACUAAGAACACUGACCCUCCAGAAGAACCAGUGUCUAGCACCAAUGAAGUCUUAAUAGGACAAUGUGGGGAAAUGGAUUUAUCCCUCAAGAAGAGAAACAGAAAUGAAUCCACAAAGAGCCCGCCAAUUGAAGUUAUAGGUGAUGCGGAACAAGACAGCACCGUCGAUUCCAAUGGCGCCACUGAUUCAAUUGUUACCGUCGAUGACUCCACUGACUGUCGAAAUUCCAGUGCUGAAAGUGAAAUUAGGAGAGAUGAGGAUGCUGCACCUGAAGAAAGAAAACGGGUUCCCGUCUCAUUCGCCAGCAUCAGCUCAAUGGCAGACAGCUCUGAAAGCGAAUCGAGAGGCGACGGUAGCAAAAUUGAGACAUCCAGUGCACAUUCGGGUAUUCUUGGAUUUCUGCAAAACGAUGACAGACAAAGAGAUAGGGAGAGAAGAUUCGCGUGCCCCUUUUGUGGCAAAUGCGUUAGGUCGAAAGAGAAUUUGAAAUUGCACGUUCGAAAGCACACUGGGGAGCGUCCGUUUGUGUGUCUAUUUUGUGGAAGGGCUUUUGGUGGGAAGAGCGAUUUGACCCGUCACCUGCGCAUACACACGGGUGAGCGGCCCUAUCAUUGCGAAGCGUGCGGGAAGUGUUUUGCGCGAGCCGACUAUCUCUCGAAGCACCUCACCACACACGUCCACAACGCACGUUGAUCGAUCGCGCCGUCCUUAUUCAAUCUUUUCAUACCUCUAUAGUUAUCGACCGAGUCAAACAGCAAAUAGGAAUAUUUUUUAAAAAGUUUUUAACCUUCAUAAAAAUAUAUCUAAACAGGUCUAAUUAGAUUUUUACAUGACUGUUUUCGUUUCGGACUUCUAUUUAUAGUUUAAUAGAUAAUUUUCGAUAUUUAUUCUAUACAUAAUAAAUGGGAUAAUAUUUAUAAUUAUUGCUAAGGCAAAUGAAUGAUAUUUUAUAUGUUUUGUUAACGUCACACUACAUAAUUGGAACGCAAUAAUAUGGCUUUUAGUUCGUGUCCGAAUUCAAUUCAUGAUUUAAAUGUUUCGCAAACCGCUUAGAAGCAAUAUUAAGGUUCUUGAUAUAAUCGAAAAUUCCAGGGAUUCAUUACAAUUUUGUGUAACGUGUGAGAUACGUUUAUGCCAUAUAAUAUUAAAUCAAAAAUAUUGAUAGAAAACAAAUCUAUGGGAAUUAGCAAAAUGUAGUCGUGACGAAUAGGUAAGUAGGAGAAUGCAAAAGCUGUGAUUUCAUAUGAUUAAGACCAGUCAACAAGUUUUAGAACAUCGAAAUGUUUUAUGUAAGUAAAUUAAUAUUAACGUUUUCAUAUUAAAUAUAGAUUUAAGAAAUCUCUCUGUGCCAAAAUAUGUACCUCAUAUAAGUAACAAUGAAGUAGGUAAAAUAAUUAUUUAUUGCUUAAAUACGUUUUUCAACUUGACUGUCCAGUGCAGUUUAGACAAUCUGACUAUCAUUUUUAUAAUCUUAUUUAACUGUGUAGUUACAAUUAUAACAGAAAUGCCUACGUUUAAAUAAUUAUUUUCUUCGUUUGGUAACUAAAAAUACUCGCCCGCAAAUAAAUUAUAUUUUAAGAUUACACUAACUGCCAAUAUUGUGAUAUUAUUUAUACAAAUAAAUCUUUUGUAUGAAUCAUGCUUUUAUCAAAACUGUUAUCCGUGAAUGUUUCUUUAAAAACAAAUGGUAUGUCAAUUUUAACCAACAGACAGGAUUAUUGUUUUUCAUGUUAUAUUGUGCCUAAUAGCGUAAGAAUUUUAAUUACUUUUCUACCAGAAAUGUUUUAAUACAAAUCGGAAAAAAUGUCGCAUUGCUUUGGAAUUGUACUAAUUUGUUCGAUAUCUCUGUGUGAGACUCGUUUUCUAAAUUCAAAACAUUGUUUCCAAAUUUGAAAAGUUAGGCCAGGCUUACAGUCCGAAAGUCUAAACCUCAUAAAUGCUAAACGAUUUUUUUUAAUACUUGUCUAUUUCUUAUAUUUUUGUUUUCGUAUGUCGAUCGUUUGUUUUCGUAUGUCGUUUGGGUGGGAGACAGACAGUCAAUUACUAGACUCAUGGCGGUAAAUAUUUCUGGUUCACUCCGCAAUAAAGCAUGUGAAAGUUUUUACGUCGAUUUUACAAACCAAGCCAACUUAGUAUAAAAACUGUCAAUUACAUUAAUAAGAGAAAUAUUAUAGACCUAUAGAAUGCGGGCUAGUAUUUUUUAAAUAUAAUUAUCAGUAAUAGUUUAUAAGAGGCGUUUUGACGUAAUCCUCAACAAUGGCCUUCAUUAUAUUGUUUAGUAAAAUACAAAUAUAAUAAUAUAACAUUUAAUGUCAGUAAAAUAGUUUAGUUAAUCUAGUUCAUUUGGAUGGUUUGUUUUAAUAUAUGCAAUUUCCGAACACAAUAUUUUUACGAAGUAGAAAACGCCAGAGGGAUGUAAUGUUAAGUAAUUAAGUAUCGAAUCUAUAGCGUAAACGAAAAGCAAUACUCUGAUUUUAUUUUUACUAUGGAAAUACUCGAAAGUAAUAUUUGUGGAAACUAUGAGAAACAAUAUAUUUCGGGUUAGGAUCGAUGAAGCUUGAUUAAGUCGCAGGAAUACCCCUUGAAACGUGUCAUCGAAAACAUAAAAUUGUGUAUAUGUAGAUAUUUACCCAUUUAUAAAUGAUUAAGUAUUCAAAAUUGAUGUUGACUGUUUUUAUAAUUAUAUCAGUGGUAGUUACUUGAUGUUGUGGUGUAAAUUAGUGUCUUAUCUUAGUGGGCAAAGGCGUCUCGUAGGUAUGCUAUCGGUUGGUACUGUAAUAACAUCAAUGGCAUUCCACAUAACCGGCUCAUCCAAUAUGAGAUUGACAAAUUUUAAAUGGGAACGCAAAACGCGUCAAAUGUAUGAAAAAUCUUACGCGCGAAGACUUUUAAACAGAUAAUUUGCGCUAUACUAAAAUGUCGAAGUGAUUUAGAAACGACUGUUCAGCAGAAAUUUCUAGCUACCUUCGAGUUGUUUUUGCUCUUUUAGUAUUUAAUCGGUGUGGUCUCUUCUUUACAUAAAUUUAUUCGUGUAUAACAAUUAUGAACUAUCGUGUAUUAUUUUUAUUCGAAUUCUAAAGAAUAUUUGAGCACAGCAAAUGUAAAUAUGUGCUACCAGGUCAAAUGUGAUAAACUAGAUUUUAAGAGAUGUGCGGACUAUAGGUCUAGGUUUUCACUCAAUUGUAACGAAAUAUUUUAUGUCUAAAUAUUUUGUUACCUGACGAAAUGCAAGAUUUAUAUUCCUUUUAAUAUAUUACGUAGACCGCAUUGUCUAUAGACUCUUAUUUUUAGCGAUUUGGUGAAGAAUAUUCAUCUGUUUUGCUGCAGUGACUGUGAGGGGCAUUACUUAUUGAGUGCAUAUUAAAUCAACAAUGUAAACGUUAUGGCAAAAGUCCUCAUCGGAUUCUUAUGUUAUAUAAAUAAUUUAAAAUUCAAUAAUCACGAAAUGACAAAUGUCAGUUUCUAGAUAACCUUAAAAAUUUAUUAAAACUCCGUAAAACCUUUUGCGCCACCUUUAAAACAUUCAAAGGAUAACAUAUGAAAGCUGUUUUCUUUGCGAUCCAAAAUUAACUAACGAUAAAAAAACUUCAAUGGGAAAAUGAGCUCCGUCCGUUCCAAAAUAUUGGGCCGCAAUUCUUAUUUGACGGGAAGGAUUUUUGACACAUGACACUACCUACUAAAAAGAAACCUUUUGUCUUAUGCUUUUGUUAUUUUAUAUCAUAACGUGGUCCUACAAUGCUCUCUUUAAUUGACCCGAUAACAUCCAUUAUUUACAAUAAUCCUAACCCAAUGACGGGAAGAUUGACAUAAUAUUGGCAGAGAAUAUUGAGAUUUGGAACCGCAAGAUAAGAAGAAGGAGUUGCUAACAUUCGCGAUUCAAAUUUCUCCGUCAUGACGGAUGUUAGUCGAUUUGAGAAACAUACAAGUACAUAAAAUCAUCAAAGGUGAUUUGGUAUUUUGUAAUAUUGUUGUUAUAAUUGUGAUAUUACUAUAAGUUGAGACCGUGUAGCGAAAUAAUGUCAAGUUUGUAUUCAUACGUCUUGUUCGUGGCGCUUUAGUGCGAAAGUAACAUCAAUUUGCUGACGUAUAGAACUCAUUCUUGUCAUAUAGAAUCUCUACCAUGUUUGACAAAUUAUCAAGCAUAGAGUUCCGAGAUGCAAGCUUAAAUUUUGCAAAGAUUUUGCACUGAUAUUACGAUGACAUCCUACAAUUUGUCCAACUGGUAGAGAUGCCGAAUUCUCUGCACAUAGACAACAACGAUUGAUUCUAGACUGAUUUUCGGGUAGAGGUAACGUAGGCCAGAACGUUCACAGGCAGUAAAUAUUGUUAAUUUAAAGCCAAACGCAACUUCAAUAGUGUAACAUUAAGAGAGUUUAUUUAAUUUUAAACUUAUAUCUACAGAACGUUUUAUAUACCAAUCUUAAAUUAUUUUUCAGAUGUAUUGAUUUUUAUACAUGUCCAUAUUUUACAAGGUGAAUAGUGGUAAGUGUAGUUACAUAGAUGGGUCUAUUAACCGCGUGGUGCUACAUGUGUAAUGAUAUGUGAUAGAUAUUGUUCAGAGACAUUUUAUUUAUCAAGCUUCCAUAGAUAAUGUAACACAAUGUAUGACAGCAAUAAUUUUGUUUAGAUAAGAUCAGUUAUUUUACAAUCAACUUCGUUAUGUUUAAUUUUGUAAUGACCAAACAAAUUCAUCGGUUGCAUAGUCUGGCAUUGAUUGAACUGAUUUUGUAAUUAUUGAUGUCGGUAUAAAUAUUUUGGAUUUAUCGAUCAUUAGAUAUUUGUUUACCUACGAAUAAGUUGAACUUUAUAAUUGUAGAAAAGCAGGCAUUAUUGGUAAUGUGAAUCUAAUGAUUGAUAAAAGCCGUGUAUAUAAUAAUAAUUGAGACAUCGCUAGUUAGAUAAUAUUUAUUUGGGUUCGGAUAGGAAGGCUCACUGUAAUUUAUUAUUUGUUGACUUGUUUUAUGGCCUUAUAAAAAUGUAAGUUAGCCGCGUUAACCAAGAUCAAUCAAUAUUGUACAAUUUCUUAAAUAAAUCAUAUUUUUCAUGUAAAGAUAGUGAUAAUGACCUCUUUAGUCCUCCAAGGAACAGAAAGAGUUUGUUGACAAGGUUCGUUUUAAACACACUUUUCUAUGCGAAAGUUCACCCAUCGUAUUCCAUUAGCUAUUAGUUAUUAUGGUGUUCUGUGUAUUAAGUGGAUAAGUAUUGCCCGAUCCCAUUAAUUGAUUUUUCAAGUGACUGGUAGUUGACAUGCUUUAGAAUUGUUUAUGCCAGUAUAUAGUAUAAGUAUAAGUCCCACUACAUGGCACUGGAAAGGUGUAAGUCUGACACCGAGAUGUGUUUUACCUUUGUUCGUAUAGACCUAUAUACCUUUAGGGGGAACCUCUUCCUAGUUCCAUGUGAUUUAUUUUCCACUAUAGUGU